Messenger RNA from Scleropages formosus (Asian bonytongue), 1137 nucleotides. It is a transcript of the gene mpv17, whose product is annotated as mitochondrial inner membrane protein MPV17. The coding region runs from base 372 to 905 and encodes 177 amino acids. Gene Ontology annotation, biological process: regulation of mitochondrial DNA metabolic process. Gene Ontology annotation, molecular function: channel activity. Gene Ontology annotation, cellular component: mitochondrion; membrane; cytoplasm. The transcript has 9 exons. The record is from RefSeq and is a predicted model, not a curated record. NCBI's taxonomy places the organism in Eukaryota, Metazoa, Chordata, Actinopteri, Osteoglossiformes, Osteoglossidae.
GAUGCGGUCGUGUUUGAUUAAAUGUUCCUGAGGUGUUACGUGUUGGUGUCUCGCGAUAGCGGGACGGCGAUAGGAAUAUUUUUAUAAUCCGCUCAUAUGAAAACUGUACAAGUUUUUGGAAGUUUGUCUGAAGUUGAUCAUUAAUCUGUGUUUCUAGAGAACGGAUUAUCUAUUUCACACUGAGUGAACCGAAGCCGGCCUGUUGUGGUCACUUCAGUCUGACAUAAAACCGUAUUAAUGACUUAUUGCGACUUAGUAAUGGCGGAGUGUGACUCGUGACAAGUUGAUUCUUCUUGCCGUCCGAGGUGGAGUGACGUGGUCAGGUGUACAGCAGGUCCCCCUCUUCCCGUCUGUUCAGCCAGUCCGCUAGCAUGGCUUCCCUCUGGAGGUCCUAUCAGGCUCUGAUGUCCAGGAAUCCAUGGACGGUGCAGAUUCUUACUGCUGGUUCCUUGGUGGGAGUAGGAGACGUCAUCUCGCAGCAGGUGAUCGAAAGGAGAGGCCUGAGCAACCACAACUUGCAGAGGACGACCAAGAUGAUGAGCAUUGGCUUUUUCUUUGUUGGACCCGUGGUUGGCGGCUGGUACAAGGUGCUGGACGGCCUUGUCACAGGGAGCGGCAAGAGUGUCGCCCUCAAGAAGAUGCUCUUUGAUCAGCUUGGCUUCGCCCCCUGCUUCCUGGGUGCCUUCCUGGGCAUCUCUGGAGCUCUCAAUGGCCUGACGGUGGAGGAGAACAUCGCCAAGCUCAAGAGGGACUACAUGGAUGCCUUGAUCUCAAAUUAUUAUCUGUGGCCUCCUGUUCAAAUUGCCAACUUUUACUUCAUACCGCUGCACCACAGGCUGGCUGUGGUGCAAAUCGUGGCCGUCGUGUGGAAUUCCUACCUCUCCUGGAAAGCCAACAAACUGUGAGGCCCUGCAUUGGAUCCCAUCCUACCUCAAAUACAGGACAAGCGCUGGUUAGGCAGGAUAGUCGAAUGUGAACCACUUGCAGUAUUGAGAAGACAAAAUAGCCAUGUUGUACCACUUUGUAGGUAGUUGGUUUAUCUUAUCGAAAAGAUGUCUGUGUUGUUUAACUUUUUUUCCAAACACAGUUCAGUACACAAUAUUGUUAAUUUAUGAUUAAUAUAUAGACUGCUCUAAA